Molecule: messenger RNA, 1260 nt
Organism: Oikopleura dioica
Lineage: Eukaryota; Metazoa; Chordata; Appendicularia; Copelata; Oikopleuridae
Source: the annotation of a GenBank genome assembly
AUGGGCAAGUUAUACACCUACCCCGAUAACUUCCGUGCCGAUAAGAUCAAGGCCGUCGCCGCUAUCUCCGGAUACAAGCUCGAGGUCGCCUCUGACUACGUCCACGGCGUCACCAACAAGACACCCGAGUUCGAGUCAAAAUUCUUCGGAAAAGUUCCCGCCUUCGAGGAUGGCUCCACCGCCCUCUGCAACGACACCGCCAUCGCCCACUUCGUCGGCAACGAUCAAACACGAGGUGGUGCCAAGGCCCACGACGUUCUCUGCUGGUCUGGCUUUGCCGACAGCACCCUUCUCCCCGCCAUCGCCCAGUGGGUUUGGCCUACUUUGGGUGUCAUCGCUCCCAACAAGCAGCACGUCUCCGAGGCCAAGGAGAGCCUUAAGAAGGCCUUCACCUUCAUGAACGGCUACCUUGCCACCUGCACUUUCCUCGUUGGUGAGCGAAUCACUUACGCUGACAUCGCCGUCGCCUUGACCCUCAAGUCCGGCUACGAACAGGUCUUCACCCCAGAGUGGCGAAAGGCCUACCCCCAUGUUAACCGAUGGUUCUUGACCACUGUCAACCAGCCAGCUGUCGCCGGCGUCAUCGGUGAAGUCAAACUCGCAGUCAAGGAGGCCCAGUUCGACGCCAAGAAAUUCGCCGAAGUCUCUGGCAAGGCCAACAAGAACGCUGCCAAGAAAGAAGCCAAGAAAGAAGCGAAGAAGGAGGCAAAGAAGGCCGAGCCCAAGGCCGCCGCUGCCCCCGCUCCCGCCAAGGAGGACAAGCCCGCCGACCCAUGGGAGGGCCUUGCCAAGCCAUGUGUCGACAUGGACUCCUGGAAGCGAUUCUACUCCAACAACGAUGAAGACAAAUCCGUCGAGCACUUCUGGAACAACGUCAUCACCGACGAAGUCAAGAAGGAGUACUCCCUCUGGGUUGGAACUUACAAAUACGCCGACGAGCUCACCCAGCCCUUCAUGGCCUCCAACCUCAUCGGUGGCAUGUUCCAGCGAAUUGAGAAGCUCCGAAAGCACGCUUUUGCUUCCUGCGUUGUCGGUGGCGUGCCCAACGACCUCAACAUCACCGGUCUCUGGUUCUGGCGAGGACAGACCCUUGCCUUCCCCCGAUCUCCUGACUGGCAGAUCGACUACGAGGUCUACGACUGGCAGAAGCUCGAAUGGGACGCCCCCGAAGUCAAGGAUAUGGUCGCCAAGUACUGGAUGUGGGACGAGAAGGCCCAGUUCGCCGGCAAGCCCUUCAACCAGGCCAAGAUCUACAAGUAA